AUACAUUCAUACAACGCAGCCGCAAAAAUGCCCUUCGUCGAAGUCAACACCCACAAACUCCACUACGCCGACUCCCACCCCGAUGGCGCUCCCUCAAACGGCCUUACCUUCAUCUUCAUCCAUGGCCUCGGUUCCUCCCAGAACUUCUACCACCCCGUGAUCCCCUACCUGACCCCCAAACACCGCUGCAUCACCCUUGACACCUACGGCGCCGCACGCUCCGAAUACACCGGCCAGCCCAUCUCCAUCGGGUCCAUUGUGCAGGAUGUAGUCUCCUUGCUGGAUAAGUUCCAAGUUCCCCAAGCUGUGGUUGUCGGUCACUCAAUGGGCGGACUCGUCGUGACGCUGCUGGGUGCGAAAUAUGCAGAUCGCGUUAAGGGUGUUAUUGCGAUUGGACCGACGCACCCGUCAGAGACGCUGGUGAACGUUAUGACGAAGAGAGCGGAAACCGUCUCACAAUCCGGAAUGGAACCAAUGGCCAACACAAUCCCCUUUGGCGCAACCGGCACCAGCGCCUCCGCCCUCUCCAAAUCCUUCAUCCGCGAACUCAUCCUAAACCAAAACCCCAAAGGCUACGCCGCGCUCUGCAACGCCAUCGCCUCCGCCCCGGCCAUCGAUUACUCCGCCAUCAACAAGCCUUUCUUACUGAUCGCAGGUGAAGAGGAUAAGUCUGCUUCACUGGAUGGGUGUCAGUUUAUUUUUGAUAAUGUGCAGGGGAAGGAGAAGCGGAUGGAGGUGCUUGCGGGGGUUGGGCAUUGGCAUUGUGUUGAGGCGCCGGAUCAGCUUGGGAGGGCGGUUUUGGAUUUUGUGGAGCAUGGUUUGUAGGUAUGUUUAUGGGGGGGGGUUCUUUAUGAGCAUAUUUGAAUACCAAUUGGAGUGAUCCUUUUAGUUCAUCUGGCGCCAUAUAGAGACAUUGUGUAUGGUGAUUUGCAAGCCGCGAAGAUCAUUGAUACAGAACAAGUACUAUGAUAAACAUGUCGGAGGUGACGAAGGCUAAUACCAAUUAAUUU
Molecule: messenger RNA, 1010 nt
Organism: Aspergillus glaucus CBS 516.65
Lineage: Eukaryota; Fungi; Ascomycota; Eurotiomycetes; Eurotiales; Aspergillaceae
Product: alpha/beta fold hydrolase
Exons: 2
Coding region: 28-825 (265 amino acids)
Source: RefSeq, a predicted model, not a curated record